This is a messenger RNA of Rhinolophus ferrumequinum (greater horseshoe bat), 730 nucleotides long. Its product is annotated as prorelaxin-like. Gene Ontology annotation, cellular component: extracellular region. The transcript has 2 exons. Gene Ontology annotation, molecular function: hormone activity. The record is from RefSeq and is a predicted model, not a curated record. NCBI's taxonomy places the organism in Eukaryota, Metazoa, Chordata, Mammalia, Chiroptera, Rhinolophidae. Bases 90 to 644 code for a protein of 184 amino acids.
GGCACAUUGGCCGACGCUGGUGGUCCACAGCAGCCCGCAGGGUCCAGGAAAAGGCUGACACGCCCAGAACAGCAGAGAUUAGGGCCAAGAUGCCGCGCCUGUUCGUGUCCUACCUGCUAGGACUCUGCCUGCUACUGAGCCAACUUCCCGCAGAGAUCCAAGGCCAGAGGAACCAGAAGAAGAAUGAGUUUAUCAAGUUGUGCGGCUCCGAAUUAGCCCUCUACUGGAUCCGGCUCUGCGGCAAUCUCAACUGGGACAGGAUGGCUCUGAGCCCCAAGGAGCCUCGGCUCAGAUCUGGACCGCUUGCAGAUAUCAUGUCACUGACCGACGCCAAAGAUGCAGAAACCUUAAGUAUGUUGGAAUCCGGUCCUGCUUCGUCAGAAGAGAGGAAGACAGCACUGUCUGAGAGGCAGCCAUCGCUGAGAGAGCAACAAGCUGCAUUACAGGAUGGAAAUCUUAACGCUGAAGAAUUUAAGGACAAUAUUCUUACUCGACAAAGUGAAGCAGACGACAGCAGUGAGUUGGAAUUAAAGAACACAGGCUCAGCUAAACAUUACCCACAAAAGAGAAGCGCCGGUACUGUCAUAGUCGAUAGGUGUUGUAACUACGGCUGCUACAGAAAAGAGUUGGCUCGAUACUGCUGAGACGAAGCUCAUGUGUAUUUCGUCUAAUAAUCACCUGUGUUCUCACCUGUGUUCACAUUCACUGACGCCUCUGUCACCCCACUGAU